CAUUAUCCCUUAUCGUUACGGUCAAUAUUAUCGACCCUGAGGACGGUGCAAGGCAGCACAACGCGGUCAAUUCGGCCGAUAGUUCCUAUGGAAACGCACGUCCGUCGCGAUCGAAUCGCGACACUCGUCACGGGCAUCUCCUUCAGCGCUUUACGGGCGUAUGUCCCGCGCGUCGUGCCAGGUGAACCCGGGGCACGGUCUCGUGACGGCCAACCCGCUCGCCGCAGUCUCGCCAAUAUUGACACGACGAGCGCUCGCGGGUGCCACGAAAGUCUCUUGCGAACGGAGUACGCAAAGUAGCGGAGGCGAAGGCGCUCGCAAUUCUCGUCUUCGUUGCUCGCACUUCCGUCUUCUCCUGCGGAAUUCACAAGCGCACAAGCAUAUCCCGAGGUCGGCAAUGAUCUUGCGCUAAAGUCGAAGGGAAAAGGAAAGAGUGCCGGUGAAGUAUCGUGGCCGGAAAUGCGCGGACGAUUUCGUAAGGAUGUUCGUUCGACGGAGCGUCACUGACGGGGAUUUUCGCUGACGGUCGUUGAUGCCCGGAUAGGUAGGCGGAAUGAAGCUGUACGGGUAAGGGGUAGUUAGUUUAGGGUUGCUCUUUCGAUCGCUCGUCGAGAUAAAAAAAGAAAAGACACUCGCUAUCGCGCGUAUUCUUUGCACUUUCGCGCGCGAGGAUGACCGGAAGGACGUCGCUGAUCGAACAGAAGAGGAUCCAGUGGGCACAGGAAAGGGAAGAAAUGGCGCGUCUCGGUGUCAAUUGGGGAGCUCUGAAAGCGAGCAAUUGCGGUCGCACCCACAUUCGCACUUUUUCGAACGAUGCGAGAUUGUCUCUCGGGGAGGCGAAGGAUAAGACCUCCGUGCAGCCGUUCCGUGCGGCCGGACAUUACGGGAGCACCGCCAGCCUCAAGAGCCUGGCCACGGAAAGUUCCGGAAACGGCAAUGUGAACCUCAAGUGCCUCGACUACAACGGCGGCAGUCUGAUUAAUCUCCGGGACCAGGUGGAUGUGUCGCAAGUCAGACGCAGGAGCCCUAGCCUGCCGCCGAUCUUCAGCAAGGAGCAACAACGAUACUUCUGCCAGCUAGAACAACAGCGAGUUUUCGGCGUAGAGGGCUCGCGUUACCAGCAAGCCAAGUCGCAGAAACCGGAACACCAUCGCCACCGGCCCAGCGACCGUCGCGACGGCCAGAAGGAGCUCGUCAGCCAUUACGGCUCGCCGGCUGAAGAACGCGAGGGCGAGACUUCCGGUUACGCGAGCGACUCCGUGGAUGUACCCCCGCAGGGGCAGAGAGCCUUAGUCGGCGGUAAAGUGGCCAGGAUGGAGAUGGCGGAGAAGACGUGGCAGAAUCCUUACUGCACCACGCCGGAGAGUUCACUGCCACCCUCGAGGAGGCUUUCGCCCGGCAGAAUGGGAGAGCUCAACAGGCCGCGGUGGGGCAGCGUCUGGGGUCAAGAAGCGGCGAGAGGCGAUCCACCGCCGCCACCCUCGUGGUUAUCAAGAUUAGGACAAUCGAGCCAAGUUUUGGUGAUCAAUCACGAUAGCGCCAGCAGUCCGGACAGUUCAACGACCGGAUCGACCGGCUCCGACAAUAACAAGACGUAUCUCCGCGGUCAGAAUAUCCCGGUAGACGCGGACAUUCUUCAGGAACGCGAGGCAAGGCGACAGAAAGCGCUGGAGCUGCAGAACGCGAUCAAGCAGCAGCUCGAGGAGAAGGACAGGCAGAGGAAAGAGGAGAAAGAGCGACGGAUGAGAGAGGAGAGAUUGGAGGAAGAGCGAAUCAGGCGAGAACGGGAAAAGGAAAAGGAGAGAUUCGAGGAAGAACAGCGGCUGAUGCGCGAGAAGGAAGUCGCGAAGCUGAAGAAGGCUCAAGCGAUGUGCGAAGUGCUGGAGGCCGCGGAACGUUUGGCCCGGGAGAAGAAGAAGAAUUGCCGAAGACGGAAAGACCACAUAGAUGAGGACACGGACGCGACGCAGGCGUCGUCCUCCGUCGACUCGAACGCGACCGUGAACGCAGAGAAACGUGAGCAGGAUUGUCCGCAGACUCAGACGCGAGUCGCAAAUUCGAUCGCCGGCUACCUCGAGGACGAAAAGUCGUCCAACAGUCUGAAAGACAUGAAGGAGACGGAGAAUCAUUCUCGCGAGAAUGAGAACAACAGAGACGACAUGAGGCAGCCAAAGCUAAAUGAUGGGCACGUAAGCAAGCCGGAAGAGAUCGCGCUGGACCUGCGAGGAUCUCUUCAGGUGCCCGUGAGCAAGGACGUGGCGAUCGUGUUGAGCGGUAGACUCGACGAUCCGGAGAUCUUGAGCAGAGCGAACCUGCAGCUGGUGAACCUGGUGAUGAGUCCGAGUCCGCACCGUUUCGACAACGCUGCCAAGGGCCUCUCGUUGGGGUUGAACGCCAUCAUGAGAAACAACGUAGCCACGACGACGUUGAGCCCGAAGAAUCCGAGGCGUUGCCCUUCCCGAUCAGAGUCCGCGUCGAUCGUCGUGGAGAACAGGUUGUUGACGCCGAGCAAGUACCGCGUCCAGGCCGGACGAGACUUUGGCACGCAGACGGACGCAGAGUCCGACGUGCAAGAGCUGCGCGAUAAGCUGCAGGACUCGUCGAUCAGAGAGCACGGCGACAUCACCAAGGACAGGAAGGACACGACCAACGCCAGCCGAAGAAACGUUGAAAAGUCGAUCAACGUGGGACCGGGCGAGGAAGUCGGCAUGAAGGCAAUUCCACGGUCCAAGUCUCAGCCGAGAACCACGCUCGACGCUAGACCACGAUGGAACGCCAAUCGCCCAGGUACGCGAUAUCGCACGCAAAGCGAGAAGGAUCCGCACUAUCAGAGACGAUUGCGGCUCAGAAGACGACGAGUAGAGUCGAGCGACGAAGGAUCCAGGUCGCCAUCCCUGGAUCGGCGGAAAUCCAACACCUGCAAGUCCAAGAGUCGAAAUGCGCUUAGACGCAAAGCCAAACUCGAGAGCUACGACGCCGAUCUGUCGAUGGAUAGCCUCAACUCUGUCGUGCCGCUGCGGAUCGACAAGAACGGCAGGAUCAACAUCGAAGAUUGUCGUCGGCUAGAUCGCGCCGAGAAAGCGCGGCCGACGGACAACGAACGACGCGGCGAAGCGAAACGGUCGGAUAACGAUAAUUCCAAUGUCUGGUGCGGCCAGGAAAUCUUGUCCAAACUGUCGUCGUUGAAGAGCGGACUGCUGAUGAAGCAGCUCGAGUGGGACUCUGAGCGAUGUCUGGUCUCGCCCGCUGCGUCUGAAAUCUUUUGAGUGCCGGGAGAAUAAGAAACGUUGCUGUCUUUUAGUUUUUCUGUUUGUUUGCGUGGAAAGUGAAAUCGAGUUAGAAUGUGCGAUGGGGGCUUUUUACCGUGAAACACCGUUUACUCGUUCCACGAGGAUCCUGCGGGGAGCCAGUUGAACAACUCAAACGCCCUUUUCUCUCUCUCGCGUUGCAGAUCUAGAUAAUGGCCUUCCAACUGGACGAUCUGCUGAAGGACGACAAGAAAGACGCGAACCUAAUACCCGACUUGAGCAAGGCGACCUGUAACUCUUACGAGGAAUACCGGCGACUCAAGGAGCACUGUCCAGAGUUCAAGAUCAAACCGGAAAAGGU
Messenger RNA from Harpegnathos saltator (Jerdon's jumping ant), 3609 nucleotides. RefSeq lists its product as uncharacterized. Gene Ontology annotation, molecular function: microtubule binding. Gene Ontology annotation, cellular component: cilium; microtubule. Lineage: Eukaryota; Metazoa; Arthropoda; Insecta; Hymenoptera; Formicidae. The record is from RefSeq and is a predicted model, not a curated record. Bases 672 to 3266 code for a protein of 864 amino acids. The transcript is spliced from 12 exons. Gene Ontology annotation, biological process: cilium assembly.